UUUGCCACCUGUUGAAGGAGGAAAUAUAAUUAAAUUUCCUGAUCAGAUGGAAUUCACCAACCUGAAGCAAGAAAUCUGUGCCACUUGGCUGCAGCUGAAUAGUGAACAGAUGGCACAGAUCAGAAUAACGCUCCUUGAGUUGUCGAGCUCAGUUUCACAUGAAAUUCCAAGGAUGAGAGAAAUCACCAGGUGUUCAGACUUUGCCAGUUCCUUGAGAUUGCUGGAGAAAUGGAAGCUCCUGACACCCUUAAAAGUAGAUGUAAUACUCCUAUUGACCGAUCAAGUGGGAUCCCACACAGAGAUGGUGCGGGAGAAGGUCCACCAGUAUAAGAAGCUUUCCAUGCCCUCCCAUCCCCCUGUGCCCCAAGGCCUAGAUCAGAGGAGGAGCAUUGCCUCAUCAAACCAUGUAGCAAAUUCUCGUCUGGAUCAAGUGUAUGAGUACAUAAGCGAGAACCACAAUGGGCGGUGGGCUGACAUUGGCCGUAGCCUUGGCCUGUCUAGCCUUGUGAGUGAGCUGCAGAGAGAACCAGGCCUCCGGCAGAAGGACAAAGUCUAUCAGCUACUGGAGGAGUACAACAGAAACAUAGACGUAGACCCCGUUCCAGGUAUCCUUCGUGCAUUAGAGUCCUGUGGCUUGAAACGACAACGCAAUAGUAUUGUUCGGGAUAUUCUGUCUAACUGAAGCCCAAGUGUUCCUCUUUAUGCAGAAGUCAGUGCCACUUCAAGAAUGUUUUAUUGUCACUAUUUUUAGAUUUUUUAUUGUAAUUAUAAUUGUCAAACAGAGCUUUUUUCUGUUAUAUUAUUUAUUAUUUUUAUUCCUCUCUCCAGUGAAAGCCACCAGGAUUUUUAUCAAUUUGUAUAAAACAGCUUUGUGUUUUAAGAAAGAAUCAAAAUGAAGAAGCACAAUAUAUGUGAUCUUAAAGAUCCGUCUCAGAGGCCAAUUUAAAGACACCCUUAAUAAAUGUGUAGAUGUAUAUUCUUUAUUUUUAUACUUAUAGCAAAUGUUUUAUACGCUGUAAUUGUAGAAUAUGCUUUAAAAAUUGAAAAUAGUAUAUAUAUUUUUUUUUCUCUCUCUCUCUCUUUCUUUGUUUCUUUCUUUCUUUUUCUUUUUUUUUCCACCAUGAUUCCACCUCAGUAUAAACUUCCAGGUGAAAAAAUGGCAAAAGUGUAUAAGGUUAAUUUUGGAUGUGAAAUAUGAAAAAGGGAUUUUAAAACUGUAUAAAAGGGUGAUUUUACUAUUCAUGCAUUUCUAUGUGUUUGGAGUAUGUCAUAGGUGUUAUUCAUUUUCUCUAGUAAAAAAAAUAUAUAUAUAAGUACAGGAUAAUUGUGUAAACUGCCAGAAAAGAAAUCAGAUCUUCAUCAAUUACAACUGCCAAAUUGCCCUUUGUCUUAUUAUUACUUUUUUACAGCUGUAAAUUAUCUUAAAGCAUUGUAAAUAUCAUACCAGUUAAACCCAAUUAUGUAAAAUAGAAUUACAUCUCUUGGCUUUGUGUUCUUCAUUGCUCCAUAUUCACCUAUUGUUAGUAAGACUUGGCAUAUAUAUAUAUGUGUGUGUGUGUGUGUGUGUGUGUGUGUGUGUGUGUGUGUGUGUGUGUGUGUGUGUGUGUGCGUGUGUGUGUGUAUAUUUUAACACUACAUGAAUCAGUCGCCAAGAGGGGUUUCUAAAAACCCCAAUAAGGAGAAACAAACAGGUAUUCUGUGAUGUUCCCUGCAUGUCAUGGAUAUGGUAAUAAGGAAUUAUGUUAAUCACUUUAUAAUCUUUAGGAGUAUGUGUUCAUAUGAUAGCAUAAUAAUACCUUUGUUCUAUAUAUCAUUAUUACAAAUACUCAAAUAUAAUUUGAUUGACAAGUUUGAAUAUUAUCUUUAUAAUAGGGCAAGAACACUAUUGAAAUCAAGGGGUGAGAGGCUGCCCUAUUCAAAUUAGGACUAGUAUUUAGGAGCAAGCAGAGAGUCAUUUUCUAUUACUAGUUAAAUAAUACCCUCACAGAUCUAUGUCAGUGUAUCAUUUUGUUGAAUCAACAUAUUAUUAUAUUGUGAAAGUAUUGGAA
Messenger RNA from Penaeus vannamei (Pacific white shrimp), 2048 nucleotides. RefSeq lists its product as uncharacterized. The record is from RefSeq and is a predicted model, not a curated record. Lineage: Eukaryota; Metazoa; Arthropoda; Malacostraca; Decapoda; Penaeidae.